This is a messenger RNA of Thyridium curvatum, 2589 nucleotides long. RefSeq lists its product as uncharacterized. The transcript has 3 exons. Gene Ontology annotation, cellular component: Golgi apparatus. NCBI's taxonomy places the organism in Eukaryota, Fungi, Ascomycota, Sordariomycetes, Thyridiales, Thyridiaceae. The record is from RefSeq and is a predicted model, not a curated record. Gene Ontology annotation, biological process: endoplasmic reticulum to Golgi vesicle-mediated transport; intra-Golgi vesicle-mediated transport; endocytosis. Gene Ontology annotation, molecular function: protein binding; GTPase activator activity. Bases 1 to 2589 code for a protein of 862 amino acids.
AUGUCGGGCGUCCUGAGCAAGCGCAGCCAGGCGCGCAACGAAAAGGUCCUACAGGACCUCGUGCACAGCGUCCCCGGCAACAACAGCUGCGCAGACUGCGGCGCGCACAACCCUUGUAAGUUGUUGACACCAGUCCUCUCUCUGCUCCUCGAGCGGCUCGACAAAUCGGUUACUGACGCGCCGUGUGCGGCUGUUUUAGCUUGGGCAUCAUGGAGUCUCGGCAUCUUCCUCUGCAUGCGCUGCGCCGCGGUGCACCGCAAGCUGGGGACGCACAUCUCCAAGGUCAAGUCGCUUAGCAUGGACAGCUGGUCGAACGAGCAGGUCGAGAACAUGAAAAAGGUCGGCAACAUCAAGUCCAACAAGCUCUACAACCCGCAGAACAAACGGCCCCCGGUCCCCAUCGACGUUGACGAGGCCGACUCGGCCAUGGAGCGCUUCAUACGGGCGAAGUACAUGAACACGGGCUACGGCCUCGACUCAGCGACCGGCGGCGGCAGCCUCAGCAGCGGCCAUGCAGGAGGACAACGGCACAACCACCCCCGCCGCUCCUCCGACUCGGACGACGUGCCCCCUCCCCUGCCGCCCAAGACGGGCAAGUUCAACCUCCGCUCCGCCUCGUCCAUCUUCCCCCUCUCCUCCAAGGCCCGCAAGGAGCGCUCCCUGCCGCCCAGCCCCCGGUCCCCGCGCAGCGGCUGCGGCGGCGGCGGCGGCAACAAGCCCUCGCGCGUCUUCGGCGCGAGCGUGCAGUACGACCCCAACAGUGGCGGCGGCAGCAGCCAGGACGACACGGAGGCCAAGCUCGCGCGCCUGCGCGACAUGGGCUUCGCGGACGACCAGCGCAACGCCAUCGUGCUCAAGGGUCUUAACGGCAGCCUCGAGCGCACGGUCGAGGCGCUCGUGCGCCUGGGCGAAGGUGGCGGCGGGCGGUCCCCCGGCGCCGGCUCCGCGCUGGCCUCGCCGACGGGCAGUCUGCCUCCGCCGUCGGCGGGGCUGCAGCACAGGACGCUCUCGCGCGUCGCGUCGAGCUCGGCGCUCAGCGUGCCGACGACGACGACGGGGACGAUGGCGAACACGGCGCAGCAGUACGGCGGCAAUGGCGGCGUCAACAGCACGCGGCCGGAGACGCCGGGUUCCGCGUCGACGAACCCCUUUGACAUGCUCGACCUGCACCCGCCGGCGCAGCCGCAGAGCUCGCAGUCGACGGGCACGCUGCCGAGCCGGAACCCGUACGGCGGCGGCGGCGUCGGCGGCGGCGGUGGUGGUUACGGCUCCAUGGGCACGGGCAUGGGCAUGGGCAUCGCGACGAAUAACCCGUUUGGUGGGUUUGGUGGCGGCAUGCAGAGCGGGUCGACGCCCGCGAGCGCCGUGGAGGCGGCGUUUACGGACGCGUUUGGCAACAUGUCGCUUCAACAGCAGCAGCAGCCCCAACAGCAGCAGCAGCAGGCGCUGUUCCCGCAUCAUACGGGCGGGGUGACGACGAGCCAGACGUACGGCCACCAACUACAGCAGCAGCAGCAGGCGCCGCCUGUGCCGGCUAUGCCGCAGGGGUACGCGGGGAUGGGAGCGUUUGGGGGUCUGCAGCCGCAGCCGCAGGUUCCGCAGCAGCAGGGGUACCAGCAGGUCGCGGCGCAGCCGCAGGUGCCGAUGCAGACGGGGUAUAAUCCCUUUUUCACACAGCAGCCGCAGCAACAGCAGCAACAGCCACAACAACAACAGGAGCCGCAGCUGUCGGUCAACACUUCCGCGGCGGCGGGAUACGGAGCCGGAGUAGCGUUGCUGGGUUCAGGGGGCGGUAGUGGUGCGUGGGCGAAUAACCCGUUCGCGACGGCGGCCAAGUCGCCGACGGCGGCGGGGACGAGGAUACAGUCGCCGCUGGGGCAGAUCCCGGAGCAGGUGCAGCAGAAUUUCUUCAGCGCUGGCGGGGACCACAGUAGUCAGGGUUGGAACCCGGCGCAGCAACAGCCGUUUGGGGGGCAAGGGCAGAUGUUUAUGGCGCCGCCGCAGCAGCAGCAGCAGCAACAGCACCAGCAGGGCUACGGUGGACAGCAGCAGCCGCUUAGCUCGCCUACGAACCCGUUCUUCACGGCGCCUCCGCAGCCGCAGCAGCCGGUGCACCAGCGGCCGGACAAGGCGUCCAUCAUGGCGCUCUACAAUAUCCCUCAGCAGCAGCCGAUGCAGGCGCAGCAGCAGCAGCAGCAGCAGCAGACAUUCCCGCCACAGCAACCGAUACAGCAGCAGACGUUACCAGCACAACAACAACAACAGAUGGAUGCCUCAUCCGCGGCGGCAGCGAUCUUCGGCACUCAGCAGCCGGCGCGCAGCGUGUCUAGCCCGCUGCCCGGAAUGGGAGUUGGUGGGGCGCAAGCGCCGGUGGUGGCGAACAAUAAUAACCCGUUCUUGAGCAUGGGCGGAGGAGGAGCAGCAGGGGGAGGAGGCGUCAUGACGCAGAGCCCGGCGGCGGUCAACACCGCGGACCCCUUCGCCAUCUCUGGCCACCGGAGCCGGGACAGCGUGAUGGCGGGCGGGCUGGAGUGGAGUAACGGUCGGCACAGCCCUGAUGCGUUUGCGAGUCUGAGCGCGAGGCACUGA